Messenger RNA from Sesamum indicum (sesame), 3167 nucleotides. It is a transcript of the gene PLDDELTA, whose product is annotated as phospholipase D delta. The record is from RefSeq and is a predicted model, not a curated record. Gene Ontology annotation, biological process: phospholipid catabolic process; phosphatidylcholine metabolic process. Gene Ontology annotation, molecular function: D-type glycerophospholipase activity; calcium ion binding. Lineage: Eukaryota; Viridiplantae; Streptophyta; Magnoliopsida; Lamiales; Pedaliaceae. Gene Ontology annotation, cellular component: plasma membrane.
AUGCACGUGAUCCUAAUCUCUCACACCACACCAACUACCCCACUCUUCCACCAGCACAACGUGCCUCGAUGCUAAACUUCGCCUUCUUGUCUUAAUUCUUCGGGAUUCAAUUCAAUUAUCCAUUCCUUCCUUGCUGCUACAGUUUUUCCCCUUCUGCCGUCUGUUGUUUCUUUGUCUGUGUAUAUAUCCAGUACUCAUCACUGUAAUCACUCGCUUCCUCACCUGAAUUGCACUCGGGCAGGCGGAUAGCGCGAAAUCUUUGUUGCUUGCAGCAAAAUCAUGGCUGAUGAGCCAGUGUUAUACUUGCAUGGAGAUUUGGAGCUGCAUAUCUUCGAGGCCCGUAGCCUUCCCAACAUGGACCUCGUCUCUGAGCGCCUCCGCCGGUGUUUCACUGCCUGCGAUGUCUGCCGUCCCACAGCCGACUCGGGCGGAGAUGGAAGCGACGGCGGUGGAAGCAGCCGCCACGAAAGGAAGCUACACCACCACCGGAAGAUCAUCACCAGUGACCCUUACGUCACAGUGUCGGUUCCUCAGACCACUCUAGCCCGCACAAGAGUGAUGUCCAACUCCCAGAACCCCAAAUGGAACGAGCGGUUUCACAUCCCCUUAGCGCACCCCUUGGCCUUUUUAGACAUUCGCGUCAAGGAUAAUGAUAUCUUUGGAGCCGACACGGUGGGAAAAGUCUUAAUUCCGGCUGGAAAAAUCGCUUCCGGUGAGGUAAUUUCGGGAUGGUUCCCGGUUAUUUCGUCUUCAGGGAAGCCGCCGAAACCCGACACAGCGCUGCGGCUUGAGAUGAAAUUCGUUCCCUGUGAUAAAAACCCAUUGUACAAGCACGGCAUUGCUGGUGACCCGUCACACAGAGGGGUUAGGAAUACUUAUUUUCCGCUAAGGAAAGGCAGCUCGGUGAUUCUGUACCAGGAUGCUCAUAUUAGCAAUGAGGAUAAAAUGCCUGAAAUUGAGUUAGAUAAUGGGUUAGUUCGCCAUCACGCCAAAUGCUGGGAGGACAUCUGCUACGCGAUUGCUGAGGCGCAUCAUUUGAUAUACAUUGUUGGGUGGUCGGUUUUCCAUAAGAUUAAGUUGAUUAGGGAACCCACCAGACCUCUGCCUCGAGGAGGGGACCUAACGCUUGGGGAAUUAUUGAAGUAUAAAUCUCAGGAAGGGGUUCGAGUUCUGCUGUUGGUUUGGGAUGAUAAGACUUCGCAUGACAAAUUCUUCAUUAACACGGCAGGAGUGAUGAAAACGCAUGAUGAAGAGACCAAGAAGUUUUUUCGGCAUUCAUCAGUUAUAUGUGUUCUGUCACCACGUUAUGGGAGCAGUAAACUUAGCUAUAUGAAACAGCAGGUUGUUGGGAAUCUCUUCACGCACCACCAGAAAUGUGUUCUUGUUGAUACGCAAGCUCAUGGAAAUAAUCGAAAAAUCACUGCAUUUCUUGGCGGCAUUGAUCUCUGUGAUGGUCGUUAUGAUACACCUGAACACCGUCUCUUUCGUGAUCUUGAGACUGUUUUUAAGGACGAUUUUCAUCAGCCUACAUUUCCGGAAGGAACAAAAGCUCCUAGGCAGCCAUGGCAUGAUUUGCACUGCAGAAUCGAUGGGCCUGCUGCUUAUGAUGUCCUUAUAAACUUCGCUCAGCGUUGGCGGAAAACAACCAAGUGGAGAGAAUUUAGUUUACUACGGAAAAAAAUGUCCCAUUGGCAUGAUGAUGCUAUGAUUAAAAUUGAGCGAAUAUCAUGGAUACUGAGUCCUGCCUUUUUUGUUUCCAAGGAUGGAACUUACAGAUCUUCACCAGAGGAUGAUCCUAAGCUAUAUGUGAACAGGGAAGAAAAUCCAGAAAAUUGGCAUGUGCAGAUCUUCCGGUCCAUCGAUUCAGGAUCAGUGAGAGGGUUCCCAAAAUUCUAUGAUGAAGCUCAGGCACAGAACCUUAUCUGCUCCAAAAAUCUGGUUAUAGACAGAAGCAUUCAAACAGCAUAUAUUCAGGCAAUAAGAUCUGCUCAGCAUUUCAUCUAUAUUGAAAAUCAAUACUUUCUUGGCUCUUCAUAUGCUUGGCCAGCGUACAAAGAUGCGGGGGUUGAUCAUCUAAUCCCUAUGGAGUUGGCGUUGAAAAUUGCUAGUAAAAUAAGAGCUAAUGAGAGAUUUGCUGUGUAUGUUGUUCUGCCAAUGUGGCCUGAGGGCAAUCCCAAGGACAAUGUUAUGCAAGAAAUUCUUUUUUGGCAGGGCCAAACAAUGCAGAUGAUGUAUCAAGUUAUUGCGAACGAGAUCAAAUCAAUGCAACUUUUGGACUCUCAUCCACUAGACUACUUGAAUUUUUUCUGUCUUGGCAAUCGGGAACCAUUUACAAACACUGCUGCUCAGGUUUCUGGAGAUGCUGAUAAGGUUUCAGACUCACAGAAGUUUCAGCGCUUCAUGAUUUAUGUGCAUGCCAAAGGAAUGAUAGUGGAUGAUGAGUACGUAAUAAUAGGGUCAGCCAAUAUUAAUCAAAGAUCAAUGGCUGGCACUAAAGACACAGAGAUAGCAAUGGGCGCGUAUCAGCCUCAUCAUACGUGGACAGGGAAGCAGCGACAUCCACAUGGCGAGGUUUACGGUUAUAGGAUGUCCCUCUGGGCUGAACACCUUGGAACGGUUGAAAGCUGUUUCAAGGAGCCCGAGACAUUGGAGUGUGUAAAGAGGGUGAACGAGGUUGGUGAAGAUAAUUGGAAGAGGUAUGCUAGUGAUGAUUUCACACUACUGCAAGGUCAUCUUCUCAAGUAUCCUGUGGCUGUCGAUGUUGAUGGCAACGUAAGUCCUUUGCCAGGAUACGAAAACUUCCCAGAUGUUGGCGGCAGAGUUCUCGGAGCUCAUUCUCCUACUAUACCCGAUGUUCUUACAACAUGACAUCAACCCACCUUGUUUUCUGGACCUAAUAUUUUCAACAGUCUUGUAGUCAUCAAAGUUGGUUAAUCUCUUGCCUUUCUUUUUCGGAGAGGAAGACUGGAUUUCACUUUUGAUUAUUGUGUACAAAUGUGCAUAUGAGUGUCGGCUCCCAUCAAGAGAUGAGGGCACUGAAGUUUGAUUAUGUAGUGAUGGUGUCGUGUUUUGAGUAAUGAAGAAGUAAAUCGCUUGUCUAAACUUUAGAUAGGUGAUAGCAUCUGCCCCCUUUAUCAUUUUAAUGCAUCGCUACAAAUUGAAAAAUA